Messenger RNA from Durusdinium trenchii, 1284 nucleotides. The record is from the annotation of a GenBank genome assembly. Lineage: Eukaryota; Dinophyceae; Suessiales; Symbiodiniaceae.
GUAUGGAUCCUUAGCACCAUCCCUUGGGUGCUGCGGCUAGAGCCCCUAUGCAUGCGCCCGGCUUUUGGCUUCCUGUGUCGUUCAACCUGUUCGCCUUUUGGCUCAGCGAACAACGCCAUGGAGGAUGACGUUCCCGCGGACGCGGGAGGAGAUGACGUGCACGGCCUGGAGGUGUUGCCUCAGUUGCGGUAUCCCUUGCGAGAAGCCCUGCUCUCCUUGAACGACUCGGUGCAUGGGCUGCCCUCCGUCCGGACGGCCUGCGCCGAGUCGGCGCAGUUGGCCUCACCAGGGCCUUACAAGGUGGGUAGUACCGAGAAGAGCCGCGCCUUGAAGAAGUUGGGCCGACUGAAGCGCCGCGGGGAGCACCUGGGCCGCGGCUAUGCGGAGGAGCGACCGCUGUUGACGCCGCGGCCGCCGGCGGACGAGGAGCGACCCAAGUCGGUGCCCAAGACGGUGCCCUCAGCGGUGAGCCGGCAGAGGCUGGAGAUGAUCCGCUCCACACAGCACACAGCAGUGGAGACCUGGGAGCUGCACGCCUCGCAGAGCGCACCGGAGCUGACAGGCUCCUCGUGGAUGUGCCGCAGCUCCGUUGGAUCGCCCAGACCCCACGUCCGGUCCACUUGGACCAGUGCCGCGCGGGCAGCUCUGGGGCAUGGCCGGCGCCAUGCCACGCGGCCGCGCGGGGAAGGAGACGCAUAUGAGGCUCCUCCAGCAGGCCUCUCCAGGGACUCUUCCUGGUGUGCAGCCUCCUUAGCUACAUUCCCAAACCUGCCGAAGACAGUAAGGGAGUGGGCUGGUAGCGGCUUGGAGUUCGCCGACUGCGGCUUGGGCAUCGGCAGCCGCGAGAACCCCGAGGUGAAGAAUUUGGUUCAACGCUCCCCUGGCUUCAACUAUGAUGUGAAGUGCGGCAACCUUGGGCUAUGGAAUCCUGACGCGUCGCUGCCCACGAAGCAACCGUUGUCGCAGCACUUCUCGUCGGCCUCGGCACGCUUCGGCGCCCGCCGGGACCCUGCCCAGCGCUACGAGCGCCGUCCUGGGCCUGGCUACUACGACCUGCCCGGGUUCACGGACGAACUCCUCCGCAAGGCGGCGCAACGGCCGCGGCAAGUGGUCCCAUGAGGGUGUGCUUCACGACUGAGACGAUUGCUGAUCAGGUUCCACAGAACAUAGAACUUACUCUUGAGCCCUGGUGCGCAUCUUAGGCCCCUCUGAACUGCGCCAGAGGGAGGCCAUGGCCAGUUUGAUGUUUCGGGUGGUCCUAGGGCAGGUUGUAGGGUGUUGUCC